CUGAAGACAAAAUGAUGGCCACAAUGACCACAACCGCCAUUUGGCCACUCAUUGUCUUAGUGGUGUCACUGGUGACGACGGCAUCAGCGCAGGUGUCCAUAGAUCCGUACGAAGUGCGUAACCUUGCCCUCCGGUUCGGGAAAGACAUCUACGAGGGGUCGGCGGAGUCGACGUGUGUCCGCAAAAUCACGUCCAACUUCGAGGACAUGAAGGCGCGAGUGGUUUGGUUUGACUCGAAUAAGAUGAUGGAAGACAUGAGGAAUGAUGUGAUGAAUACCUUGAACUGGAAGAAGCACGCCGUCGAGCGCAUCGCCAAUGAGAGCCAACGUCUGGCCGCUAACCACACUUUCGUGGACAAGAACCUGGACAUGGAUUACCUGAAUAUGAAGCGCCUGUACGACAAUCGCGAGGGAGAGACGCCGACCAACCAUAACGACGAUGGGGUCGAGUGGAAGACCAUUGAACUCAGUCCUCACCCCAACUUCGAGGGCGCGAACGUCAACCUCGAGAAGAGUGCGGUUCACGUGCCCAUCAAUGUCUACGAGAGGGCCGCAGACAUUGUCAAUGACAUAAAGUGGUCGGAAGCGUUGACUCCAUUCUUCAAGAACAACCUGGCCUUCGAUCCUGGCCUCAGUUGGCAGUUCUUCGGCUCCAGUCGAGGCUUCCUUAGACUAUAUCCA
This is a messenger RNA of Oppiella nova, 680 nucleotides long. NCBI's taxonomy places the organism in Eukaryota, Metazoa, Arthropoda, Arachnida, Sarcoptiformes, Oppiidae. The record is from the annotation of a GenBank genome assembly.